Messenger RNA from Prunus avium (sweet cherry), 523 nucleotides. The record is from RefSeq and is a predicted model, not a curated record. Lineage: Eukaryota; Viridiplantae; Streptophyta; Magnoliopsida; Rosales; Rosaceae.
AAACUUAAGAUAAAAAAAUGUCGACAGGCCAGCUAUUUCUAAAGCCUAACUUGGAGAACCAAAACAGCAGGUUCUUGAGGCCACCAGGUAAUGCCCCCCAGCCAGCAGCUUCUUCCAAGAGCAAUGGAAAAAGUGGCAGCAAAACAAAGAAUGGCUCUAAGAAAAAGAAAGGCAAGCCAUCAGGCGAUGUUUUCAGAAUUAGGGGGAAUACUAUUAACGGAGACAAAGCAGACAAGGCCGGAGUUUUCGGGUUUGGCAACAAGUACAUUGGCCGCAAGAAACAAGUAGAAGAGGAGUCCAGUUCUGGAAGCGAAAGCGAUGACUCCAGUGAAGACGGAGAGUGAAGUGUAUAAUAGAUGGUUUGUGGACCAUAAUUAAAUAAUGGCUUUUCCACUGCCUCUUAUAUGCACUGAACUACUAAAAAUAGCUAGAAUAACAGAGGUUUUGUAGGCCUCUUUCUCUUGUUAUGCAUAUAUGUGUGUAAUUUAAAGAGAAAUAAUAUAUAGGCAAUCCUUGCUAUAUA